GUAAAGAAAGAAAUCCACAUCACAUCCGUGAACCACAACAGCAACAAAAGAUUUGGAGCUGCCCCAUCGAAGUUAAACUCAGACAGUCUGUAGAUGCCAUCUGGGGCUCCAAAGGGGGAGAACUGUGUUGUAGACAUGGACAGCAAGGCUGGAGAUCUGUUCAGUGCUGAGGAUGCCCAUCCAACCGGAACAGGUGGAGCUGGAAUCUUGGCCAAACUUGGACUUCCCAAAGGCUUCUCAGCCGGUAUGGCAAAAGAAUGGAUCGACAAGCGCCGAGUAUCCAUUCGACCUUGGGCCAGCUUCGUGGACCAACGCAAGUUUUCAAAACCCCGCAACUUUGGAGAGUUGUGUCAGAGGGUAGUGAAAAAUGUGGAAACUUACAACAGCAACUAUACUUUCAUCUUCAUGGGCCUCAUCCUCUACUGCAUUAUCAGCUCUCCCAUGUUACUGAUUGCCUUGGCUGUGUUUGCCGGUGCCUUUUACAUAAUUCACCUCAAGUCCCAAGAGUCUAAACUAGUCGUUUUUGGAAAGGAGCUGACUGUCCCCCACCAGAUGAGUCUUGCUGGAGCCGUUUCUCUACCUGUGUUCUGGUUGGCCGGAGCUGGAGCUGCAGUCUUUUGGGUCCUGGGAGCAACGCUGUUUGUGAUUGGCACGCACGCUGCGUUCCGUGAGCUGGAGCCAUCUGACAUGGAAGAGCUCCUCAUGGAGCCUGUGUGAAGAACAGGCUGAACCCUCAGCAGGCGCUGCUCAGUGAUCAGUCAUCACUUUGACCCUGUAAUAAUGUAAGCCCGGAGGGGUUGAGGAAAAACUGCUUCUAGAUUCUGUUCUUUAUCUACCUGUGCAUCCUGUAAUCUUCUUGAUAUACCUGUUAAUCAAGUGUGCACCUCAUCUUGCCCCAAAAGUAGUUGCUGUUACAACCUUUUUAAACCCACUUCCUUUCUAAUAUACAGAAAUAAAUAAUUGAUGGGUAUUUAAACACAUUUUCAUGCAGACCAUAUGCCUUUCUUUACUUUUUUUUGUAACUUUGAUGCCUCUGGUUUGUGUCAGCCUCUCAUUAUCUUAAACUGUGACACAUCUUUCAGCUUAUUCAUGACUUUGGAAUAUUUGUGCUGUACUAUCUGCUGUAAAUUUCUUCAGCAUUCGUCAAUCACAAAUUGCUUCUGCAACAAUAAUUUAGGUAAAUGCAAUGUUUGCUUUUCUUUACUCCUAAAAAAUAUAUUUUCCAAAGGAAAAGUGCCAUUUGAAGCUUUAAAAGUUUUUGUUUCUUACAAUAAUCAUGCUCCAACAAAAUGUUUUAUUCCCAGGAAUCCAAAACAAUUUGGUAUUUCUGAUCAGGUUAUUAACAUAGUUGGCUUGAUGAGAGGGUGACUUAAAAGGUCAGUAUAUUGUAAUGGGGUUUUGUAUUGGGGAUUGUGCAGUACUUUGCUGACUGUGUGCAUAUUUAUCAGCUCUGCUGUCAGAAAGUUCUGAAUUCAUUAUCAUUUGUUUUCAUGGUGUUUUUAUAUUUAAAUUUUAUUUUGGUGGUGCAAUAAAACCACAGAU
This is a messenger RNA of Cheilinus undulatus (humphead wrasse), 1542 nucleotides long. RefSeq names its product Rab acceptor 1 (prenylated) (gene rabac1). The transcript is spliced from 6 exons. Lineage: Eukaryota; Metazoa; Chordata; Actinopteri; Labriformes; Labridae. Gene Ontology annotation, cellular component: Golgi apparatus. The coding region runs from base 94 to 717 and encodes 207 amino acids. The record is from RefSeq and is a predicted model, not a curated record.